Molecule: messenger RNA, 1584 nt
Organism: Pseudonaja textilis
Lineage: Eukaryota; Metazoa; Chordata; Lepidosauria; Squamata; Elapidae
Source: RefSeq, a predicted model, not a curated record
AUGUUCCUGGAGUGCAGCAAUCUCAAGGAUGCCAACGGGCAGAGAGAACGGGCCGUGUUCUUGACACACUGUGGGCCCGCGGUAUUCAAGAUGGCCAAAGCACUGGCCAAGCCCGCCGACCGUGAGGGCGAAACCGUUGGCGACUUUGUGGCCCAACUAAGGAACCUAGGGGGCCUGUGCGGGUUUGCCGAACUGGGCGAGGCUUUAUGCGACCGAGUCGUCCUCGGGCUCAGAGACCCCGUACUGCAGAGCCGGCUGAUGGCUAAAGGCAACAUCUCCCUCGUCGACGCCCUCCCCAAGGCAACCGCAGCCGAGGCCACCCGCAAAUCGGCGGCCCGGAUGAGGCAGGCGAACGCAAUGGAACGGCCAUCAACCAAUGAAGCAACCCCAGCAAUGCGCCUAGUGCCAACCAUCCGCCGCCAUGAGCUAGACGACCAAAAACUAACUCUGAAGGACUACCAGGGAAACCGCAUCCCCGUAGCCGGCAUCGGACAUUUUAAAGUCACGUUCAAAGACCACACCGAGGAUCCAAUGCCAAAUGCUUCCUCUGUGCUUCUGGGACCCACUCCCAAUGCUUCGCUCCCUCCAUCCGAUGACCGUGAUGAUGCUUUGGCUCAGGCUGAAAUUGCCAUUUUGGCUUCCAUCUUCCUGCUGGCCACUCUGAGCAAUGCCCUGGUGCUCGGAGCUCUGUUCCGCCAGGGUCACCGGGCCAGCCCAAUGCAUCGAUUCAUCCAACACCUCUGCCUGGCCGAUAUGACGGUGGCCCUCUUCCAAGUGCUCCCUCAGCUCAUUUGGGACAUCACUGAUCGCUUCCAAGGCCCAGACAUCUUAUGCCGUGGCAUCACUUACUUGCAGGUAGUCGGCAUGUUUGCUUCAUCCUAUGUUAUUGUGGCCAUGACCUAUGAUCGCUACUGUGCCAUUUGCCGGCCCAUGCUGGCUUUUCGGAGAGGGACAAGAUUACGGCAUCGACCUGUGCUAUUGGCAUGGAUAGCAUCCUUCCUCCUCAGCCUCCCACAGCUUUUCAUCUUCUCCAAGACAGAACUGCCCAGUGGAGCCCAUGAGUGCUGGGCAGCCUUUGCUGAACCCUGGGGAGCCCGGGCUUAUGUCACCUGGGUGACUCUGAUGGUCUUUCUCCUUCCCACCUUCUUCAUUGCCACCUGCCAAGGCAGGAUCUUCUGCGAGGUCUACCACAGCCUGCGUUUGGGGCCAGAAGCCACCCUGGCUCGUAGGGGGAGCCAACAAGGGUCAUCCCCUAUAUCUGGUGCUGUAGCUAAGACUCUCAAGAUGACACUGGUCAUCGUGCUCAUCUAUGUAUUCUGCUGGGCUCCCUUCUUCCUAGUACAACUGUGGGCUGUUUGGGAUCCUCAAGCACCUACUCAAGGCCCAGCUUUCACCCUCCUGAUGCUCAUUGGCAGCCUCAACAGCUGUACAAACCCCUGGGUCUAUGCCACAUUCAGCAACAGCAUCUCAAGUGAAUUGCGCCAAAUCUUCUGCCCCAGAUGGGCCCACCGGCAAGUUGGCUCCCUGUAUGAAGACUCCAUUCUCACGGGCAGCUUCUCACUGGGCCGAGACACUCUUUCCUGA